CUACAAUAUACUAAAUCCUGACCCAUCAUCCAUAACUUGUAUCAUACAACCACCCCCAUCCAACCAACAUAUAUCCCAUCCAGCCUAGUCCUGUGAGUCAACACAUUCAGUGAGAGACAUCAUGCCCGAAAUCAUCCUCUACACCUACUUCCGCUCCUCCUGCUCCGCCCGCCUGCGCAUCGCCCUAAACCUCAAAUCUCUAAAAUACACACCCGUCUACAUCAACCUCCUCAAGAACGAACAACACUCCCCGGAGAACCUGGCCCGCAACCCUUCGGGCACGGUGCCUACCCUGCUCCUUCUCAACUCCCCGGACUCCGCCAGUCCAGAAGAGGAGGGAGGAAGGUCCGCCGGCACUGUCAAAAUCACCCAGUCCCUGCCCGCCCUCGAAUACCUUGACGAAGCCUUCCCGGACACACUCCCCCUCCUCCCCGCCAACCCAGAGACCAAAGCCCUCGUGCGCAGCCUCGCGGCUAUCAUCGCCUGCGACGUGCAGCCUGUCACGAACCUCCGGAUCCUGAAGCGCGUGGAGGCGGUUGGCGGGGACCGCGCGGCGUGGUCGAGGGAGUUGAUCGAGGAGGGGUUGGCGGCGUAUGAGGCGGUUAUUGCUGUGCCGGGGGUGAGUGGGUUGUAUAGUGUGGGGGAUGAGGUGACGGUGGCGGAUGUUUGUUUGGUGCCGGCGGUUUGGGGGGCGGAGAGGGUUGGGGUGGAUGUGAAGGGGAGGUUUCCGGUGGUGGCCGGGGUGGUGGGGAGGUUGGAGGGGCUGGAGGGGGUCAGGAGAGCGCAUUGGGGGAGGCAGGGAGAUACCCCGGUCGAACUUAGGGUUGAGUAA
Molecule: messenger RNA, 832 nt
Organism: Aspergillus saccharolyticus JOP 1030-1
Lineage: Eukaryota; Fungi; Ascomycota; Eurotiomycetes; Eurotiales; Aspergillaceae
Gene: maiA
Product: maleylacetoacetate isomerase MaiA
Exons: 1
Coding region: 122-832 (236 amino acids)
Biological process (GO): L-phenylalanine catabolic process; glutathione metabolic process
Cellular component (GO): cytoplasm; mitochondrion
Molecular function (GO): maleylacetoacetate isomerase activity; glutathione transferase activity
Source: RefSeq, a predicted model, not a curated record